AUGGCGGCCCGCGGCGGCGAGGCCGGGCCCGAGGCGCGGGCCGAGGCGGAGCGCAACCCCUUCUCCUUCUGCGAGUUCCUGCGCAGCCAGAGCCGCGGCGCGCAGCUGCCCCAUGUCCCGCACGAGCGCUUGGCGCGGAGCCGGGCCUUCGCCGAGCCCUUCUUCGACGACCCGCGGCCCGGCCGCGCCUGGGAGCCGCAGCGGGACGCGUCGCUGAGCUCGGGGGAGGACGAGGAGGAGGAGGAGGAGGAGGACGACGGGGAGUGGAGCGCGAGCUACCGGCCGUCGGCCCACGAGGAGGAGGCGGCGGCGCUCGGGGCCCCCGGCCCCGCCGCCCGCCGGGACUCCUUGCCCGACCUCAGCCUCCCGCCGCCGCCCGCCCACGGGGAGGUCAGCGCAGCUGGAGAUGCUGAGCUUUGUGAGGAGAAGCUUGGAGGAGGCCAAAGUGUUGUCAGGUGUAGAAGUGGGAGAUUUGGAGUUGCUACCUGGGGGUGGUUCUUGUGUGUGAAGGUUAUCGGCCCUAAUAGAAACGCUCUUUUGCAGCUAAAAGAAGAAAAUGCCAAGUUAAGAAGCAAGAUUCACCAGCUUCAGAUCCUCUCUGAGGCCCAAGUAGACAAGGUAAGGAAGCUUGAAAAAAAACUAGAAGAGAACAAGAUUAAAGAGCAAAAGGAAGCCCAGGAUCUAGAAGCCAUGGUCCAGCAUGUGGAACAGAAUCUCCAAUUGAUGACCAAGCGAGCGGUGAAAGCUGAAAAGUAUGCUGCAAAACUAAAGCAGGAAAAUGCAGUACUUCAGGUUCAGCUGAAGCACUUCAAGACAGAGAAUGAAGCCUUGAAGUCUGGCCAGUCUGCUAGUCUGGCCAUAGUCAAACAAAAUGCAGAAGUUGCCUUGCAGAAUCUUCUCACAGUUAUAACCAACUCUCAGUCUUCAAUAAAGCAGUUGGUUUCUGGAGCAGAAUCGCUGCAGCUGGUUGCUGAACUUCUUAAAUCAAUAGACAGAAUAUCUGAAAUAUCAGAGGAUGGACCAUGAAAAGCUACACGUGGCAUUCUGAUGAGAGCUGUGUUUACAUGAAGAAAUCACUACUUUUGAGAUUUACUACUUUAAUGUAUUAUAAACCUAAACAUAUACAACCUUUACCCCUACUUCUACUGUGGAAAACCGCUAUGCAUUGGUGCAGUAUUAACCCUUCCUGUAUCAACAGUACAAAGAGAGCCUCUGAGUCGCUGGAAUCCAAUGUAGCUUAGCACAUUGGUGCUCUGCUGGAUUGCGAUGCAAGGGACCUGUCCUUUUAUUUGGAGCAGUGCAGACUCCUCGUGGGUGUGCUGGACUCAACUAUUCUCCUCGCAGCCUUCUUCCUCCAUUAGUGCUGUGACUGCUGUCGGUAUCUUUCAUCAUUCAGGAGCAGUAGUACUUGGAGUGGUUGGUGGGUUUUUUUCACUGCCAUGGAUGAGGUACAGCAGCAGAAAUAUUUUUUAUUAACUUUGUAUAAUAAAAUGUGGGAAGGAGCAGUUAUAAGGCAGCAAUGGUUUCAGCUCUUCAGUUUGAAAAUGCCUUUUUAAUUGGAUUAAACUUUGUAACCACACUUUUUUUAGAGAGAGAGAAAUUAAAUUGCAUAUAAUA
This is a messenger RNA of Alligator mississippiensis (American alligator), 1617 nucleotides long. It is a transcript of the gene ENTR1, whose product is annotated as endosome associated trafficking regulator 1. Gene Ontology annotation, biological process: positive regulation of cilium assembly; positive regulation of protein localization to cilium; regulation of cytokinesis. The record is from RefSeq and is a predicted model, not a curated record. Lineage: Eukaryota; Metazoa; Chordata; Crocodylia; Alligatoridae. The transcript is spliced from 6 exons. Gene Ontology annotation, cellular component: recycling endosome; early endosome; midbody. Bases 1 to 1026 code for a protein of 341 amino acids.